This is a messenger RNA of Biomphalaria glabrata, 949 nucleotides long. RefSeq lists its product as uncharacterized. The transcript is spliced from 9 exons. The coding region runs from base 403 to 912 and encodes 169 amino acids. NCBI's taxonomy places the organism in Eukaryota, Metazoa, Mollusca, Gastropoda, Planorbidae. The record is from RefSeq and is a predicted model, not a curated record.
UUAGUGUGUUAGACGACAAUAGUUUUGGAUUUCCUUGAUUGUGAGAUUGAGGACUAUUUUUCUUUCUGUGUUUGUGGAUCAGUGUAUGUUAGGUCGAUUUGGAGUAUUGUGUAAAUAUUUCUUUUACGGGAUUAUUGACUGAAUUGUGCGAGACGUCUGCUGCAAUCAGAGUGAUAUACCGGCCAUCGCAUUGGUCCUUGAAGCGGAUAGAAAAGAACGAGAUAGAAUAGUGAAAGAGUUAUCCGACAUUCUCGACAUCUGAAGGGAGUUAAAAAGUGCCAAACAGUUGCGCAUGCCAAAUGAUUUCAAGAAUCGAUUACAAACCAAACGUUGAAACGUGCCAAGAAAAGAGGUUCUUAAAAGACAGCCCGCUUCUGACACCACACAGAUUCUUGCAACGUAAUGCAGCUACAUCACAUCUACAAUAUGUUAGUUCAAAGUGUUGUACCCUUGCUUGUCUUGACCAUGCUAUCGGUCAGUUCGACCGAUGGGUGUUAUUCUUCUGAUUUCAAGCUGGUAGAAAGGAGCUUAGUAGAAGAGCUAUUGGUGGAGAGAAAUUUGGGGAAAGAGUAUGCCUCUCUGGUUCUCAAUGACAAAAGAUAUCUCGAGCUGAAACACGAGUUAUAUAGAUUGGAAGAAACUUUAAAAGUGGAUGCGUGGCGAGCAAACGAUCAGAGGAAUCAAGUCUUUGGAGGUAAAUGUAAGAAAUGGUUCAAUCAUAUGUGCCUUGGAGGAAACGGAAAGAGGUCAUUGGAAGACCUGAACGGAUCCACAUCAAACCAAUCAGCUAUAGGAGGGGUUGAAAAACAAAGAAAUCCAGCAAGUUCUAGUGGUCAAGCGAAGGUCAUGUCAAAAGCGUCAUUCGCAGUUAUUGUUCUUUGUCUUCUUGUCCAACUAUUCAAGCGCAGAUAACAUUAGUAUUAAUAAAGUUACCCUAUUCCAUUGAAAA